Messenger RNA from Diospyros lotus (date-plum), 1753 nucleotides. RefSeq names its product transcription factor MYB1-like. Bases 146 to 1438 code for a protein of 430 amino acids. Gene Ontology annotation, cellular component: nucleus. The transcript is spliced from 2 exons. Gene Ontology annotation, molecular function: RNA polymerase II cis-regulatory region sequence-specific DNA binding; DNA-binding transcription factor activity, RNA polymerase II-specific. Gene Ontology annotation, biological process: regulation of DNA-templated transcription. The record is from RefSeq and is a predicted model, not a curated record. NCBI's taxonomy places the organism in Eukaryota, Viridiplantae, Streptophyta, Magnoliopsida, Ericales, Ebenaceae.
GGGGAAGAAAAGAAAAGAAAAGAGAAGAAACCCCCGGAAAAACACAAGCCCUAUAAAUCGAGUCGGUUGUCUUUCUUCACAGACAGACAGCGCCCAGAGACUGCGGCCAGGUAGAGUGGGGUGUUGUUAAAGAGCACGCGCGCCUAUGCCCAGUGCCGGGGAGAUGGAAGACGUAACCGUCUUAAGCGGAGACGACGCAGCUGCCAAGGGCGGCGCUGCUAUUGGAGCCGCCGGCGACGUUGAAGGACCGAAGGACGACGGGAGCGGAAGCAGCGGCGGCGGCAGCGGCAACCGAGCGAGGAAGAAUUCCGGGGACAGAGUGAAGGGGCCGUGGUCGCCGGAGGAGGACGCGAUUCUAAGUCGUUUGGUUAGCAACUUCGGGCCGAGGAAUUGGAGCUUGAUCGCGCGGGGCAUCCCCGGGAGAUCGGGGAAAUCGUGCCGCCUCAGGUGGUGCAAUCAGCUCGACCCCGCAGUUAAGCGCAAGCCUUUCUCUGAUGAAGAGGACCGCAUCAUUGUUCAGGCCCAUGCUAUUCAUGGAAACAAAUGGGCAUCAAUUGCGAGGCUUCUCCCAGGGAGAACAGACAAUGCAAUUAAGAACCACUGGAAUUCUACAUUGAGGCGCAGGUGCAUGGAUCAUGGCAAGUUCAAGUUUGAAUCGAGCAACAUGAUGGAAGACAACAGUGUGGACAAGUCCAAAGCUUCGUCUGAAGAAACUCUAUCAUGUGGAGAUGUCAAUUCACCCAAGCACUUGGAGGGAAAAGAUGUCAGCUCCCGAGACAAUGUGAAAGAGCCGUGUGAAGACAAAGAUCAAGCAGAAGGUCAACCCAGCAAUGAAGCAAGAGAACCACCUACGCUAUUCCGUCCUGUGGCACGUGUCAGUGCAUUUAACGUCUAUAAUCCUCCAGAUGUUCCAGAAAAUGCUUCCUCAUUUCCAAGGCCUAUUCCCUUACAAGGGCCUUCAAUUCAAGCCCCAAGCCUAGAGGUUGGGCUCUACAAAUUCCUUGAAGCAUCUUUUGGAGAUCGAUUGACACCCCACCAGUGUGGCCAUGGUUGCUGUGGGCCUGAAAGCAAGGGAAGCUCUAAAAGUUAUUUGCUGGGGCCUGAGUUUGUUGACUAUAUAGAGCCUCCUUUCUUUCCAACUUUCGAAUUAGCUGCACUAGCCGCAGAUAUAGGUAAUGCUGCUUGGAAGAGGAGCGGGUUGGAACGCAGCAUCAUCACAGCAGCAGAAGAUGCGACUGCCCAGGUUAGGUUUGGAGUGCAUCAUCUUCCCAUGGGUCAUAUUGACAAUGAGAGCCGAAAGAGGAGCGGGAACUCACUUGUAGAAAGGGGACAGAACAAGGUGGCUCGAGUGACCACUGAUUCAGCAGCACCAGCAGCAUCACCAUCAAAUGGAAGACAACCCAUUACUGCACCGGCUAAAGUUGAAGGCCAGAGUUGAUCUGAAGCUGUGGCUUUUCUUGAAGCCAAUUGAACUUUGCCAAAAUUCAGUCACCCGAGGUAGGAGAACUUAAAUCAGUUAUACUAGUUAUUAGAAUUGCGGUACUAAAAGUAGCUGGAGCUCGAUUUUACGGGCAGAUCUUUCAAAUGGUUUCUGUAGCUAGUUGGAUUCAGUCUUCAGGGUGAUGGUAAAUUAAUCUUGUAGAUAUGAGGUAGCUUUGGUGGGUAAGUUAUGGUGGAUGGAAAGCAGAAACCUUCAUUUUAUAAAGGUAGAUGCUUUACUUAAAUGAAAAAAUUUGGCCCGAUCCGUGCUGAA